AUGCUGGCCUGGGCUGGGAUAGCGGAGGAUCUCCACGUGUAUGCGCCGCCAAUCUCCCCGGUAGACGACAAGGAUGUCUUCGGACAGGCCAUUGUUGGCGUCUUCAUGAUCUUUCUUACCCUUCGCGGCUGGACAGGUGUCGAUUUCGACACGGUAAUCGACGUCAAGCCCGACGAGAAGGGUACCUCCGAGGUCGAUAAACACCGCUUCCCCAUUCCGCAGCGAGACUGGCUGCUUGGGAAGGGGUGGAACAAGGAGGGCGGGGAUAACGUCUUGGCCAAAACUAAGGGACCCAACGUCGGGGUCCGCAACGUUGCGGCGUUUCUAGGAACCGUCAUAUGCAACCACCUAGGCUUGCAUCACAGGGAGUACAGAGACGGGACGGAUGUGUGUAAAGUUGACGACUGGACGCAGGCGGCGACGUCGUACGACCCCCCCCUGAAGCAUGGUAGCGGCUACACGGCUGAAGGGGACGAAGCUGUGCCGGCCGACGAGGAACGCACGAACCUUGGGAUGCAGCAGUACCUGCGCUGGCAUGAUGUUCCGGUGCACAAGCUACAGACAGGCGAGGGUCAGGACUAA
This is a messenger RNA of Fusarium poae, 582 nucleotides long. RefSeq lists its product as uncharacterized. The transcript has a single exon. NCBI's taxonomy places the organism in Eukaryota, Fungi, Ascomycota, Sordariomycetes, Hypocreales, Nectriaceae. The record is from RefSeq and is a predicted model, not a curated record. The coding region runs from base 1 to 582 and encodes 193 amino acids.